UCUCGCGGGAAGAGCGGUGGGCACGGCUGUGGCUGAGUCUCCUGGCUGCUCGCAGAGCGGGAGGGCUCUCCUCACACAAGCGCUUCCUCGCGGAGAGACUGGAGCUGCGGCAGCCGCAGGCCUGGCCCGCCCCUUAUCUGCCGCCCCCUUCUCUUCCUCAGGGCUCCCCAGUCAGCUCGCCCUCCGACGCUGCCCAGGAAUUUGACAAGAAACUGAAGUUUUGAUCAAAUAUAUUUUGAGUUUGAAACCAGACAUGCACUAGAGUUUAGAUUCUUUCAUUUGACUAAGGUAUGGUGUGAAUAUGCGUUGCUUGGCAGCUCGGGUCAACUAUAAGACUUUGAUUAUCAUCUGCGCACUCUUCACUUUGGUCACAGUGCUUCUGUGGAAUAAGUGUUCCAGCGACAAAGCAAUCCAGUUUCCACGGCACUUGAGUAGUGGUUUCAGAGUGGAUGGAUUAGAAAAAAGAGCAGCAGCGUCUGAGAGUAACAACUAUGUGAAUCACCUGGCCAAACAGUCUGAGGAGGCGUUCCUUCAGGAGCAGCAGAAAGCACCCCCUGUCGCCGGUGGCUUCAACAGCAAUGGGGGAAGCAAGGUGUUAGGGCUCAAAUAUGAAGAAAUUGACUGUCUCAUAAAUGACGAGCACACAAUUAAAGGGAGACGAGAGGGGAAUGAAAUCUUUCUUCCAUUCACUUGGGUGGAGAAAUAUUUUGACGUUUAUGGAAAGAUGGUUCAGUAUGAUGGCUAUGAUCGGUUUGAAUUCUCUCAUAGCUAUUCCAAAGUCUAUGCACAGAGAGCCCCGUAUCACCCUGAUGGUGUGUUUAUGUCCUUUGAAGGCUACAAUGUGGAAGUCCGAGACAGAGUCAAGUGUAUAAGUGGGGUUGAAGGUGUACCUUUAUCUACACAAUGGGGACCUCAAGGUUAUUUCUACCCAAUCCAAAUUGCACAGUAUGGGUUAAGUCAUUACAGCAAGAACCUAACUGAGAAACCCCCUCACAUAGAAGUGUAUGAAACAGCAGAAGACAGGGACAAAACCGGCAAGCCCAGUGACUGGACGGUGCCAAAGGGCUGCUCUAUGGCUAGUGUGGCUGAUAAAUCUAGAUUCACCAAUGUUAAACAGUUCAUUGCUCCAGAAACCAGUGAAGGUGUAUCUUUGCAACUGGGAAACACGAAAGAUUUUAUUAUUUCAUUUGACCUCAAGUUCUUGACAAAUGGAAGCGUGUCCGUGGUUCUAGAGACCACAGAAAAGAAUCAGUUCUUCACUGUACAUUAUGUCUCAAACACCCAGCUAAUUGCUUUUAAAGAAAGAGACAUAUACUAUGGCAUCGGGCCCAGAACUUCAUGGAGCACGGUUACCAGGGACCUGGUCACUGACCUCAGGAAAGGAGUGGGUCUUUCCAACACAAAAGCUGUCAAGCCAACCAAAAUAAUGCCCAAGAAGGUGGUUAAGCUGAUUGCAAAAGGGAAAGGAUUCCUCGACAACAUCACCAUCUCCGCCACAGCCCACAUGGCCGCAUUCUUUGCUGCCAGUGAUUGGCUGGUAAGGAACCAAGACGAGAAAGGUGGCUGGCCAAUUAUGGUGACCCGUAAGUUAGGGGAAGGGUUCAAGUCUUUAGAGCCGGGGUGGUACUCUGCCAUGGCUCAAGGGCAAGCCAUCUCUACCUUAGUCAGGGCCUAUCUGUUAACAAAAGACCAUAUAUUCCUCAAUUCAGCUUUAAGGGCAACGGCCCCUUACAAGUUUCUAUCAGAGCAGCAUGGAGUUAAAGCUGUGUUUAUGAAUAAACAUGACUGGUAUGAAGAAUAUCCAACCACGCCUAGCUCUUUUGUUUUAAAUGGCUUUAUGUAUUCUUUAAUUGGGCUGUAUGACUUAAAAGAAACUGCAGGGGAAAAACUGGGGAAAGAAGCACGGUUCCUGUAUGAACGGGGCAUGGAAUCCCUGAAAGCCAUGCUCCCCUUGUAUGACACUGGCUCAGGAACCAUCUAUGACCUCCGGCACUUCAUGCUGGGCAUCGCCCCCAACCUGGCCCGCUGGGACUACCACACCACCCACAUCAAUCAGCUGCAGCUCCUCAGCACCAUUGAUGAGUCCCCGAUCUUCAAAGAGUUUGUCAAGAGGUGGAAAAGCUACCUUAAAGGCAGCAGGGCAAAGCACAACUAGAGCUCACAACCAAAAUCACAUUUCAGCCUCUGCUGUACACGAAAACUACGGGCCCUGUCUCAGCAGAGCAUAGGCACAUGUUGAAAGGUCGUACACUAGCUUUUUGUGGAUGUCAUCAAAGUGAUAAAUGAUCCUUAAAACCAGCCUUCUGAGACAACUGCAUUCCACGGGUUGGGUGUUUAGAAAUGUAGAUGGCAUUUGAGCAGGAAAGUGUUUAGUCAGUGGGCGGAACAACGAUGUUUAACUCUGCCAUGCUUAUCGCCCUGUAUAGUUCCACAGGUAGCCCAGUCCCUCUCGGUUUGGGAAAGCAAAUGGUAAGUAGCUGUUACUGGCCAGCUGUCUAGCACUUACCUGAAAGCUUAGUAUGGGGUGCUUUUAAAAUGUGAUUAUUUAUGUUUAUGUUGAAAGCAGACUUUAAAAAAACAAUGUGCUGUAAUACAGUAAAUAUUUACUUGUAGCCUGAAUAGUGAACUGUGUGCAACUUUUUUAAAUGAUGUUUUUUUUUUCCUAUAGAUUAAUUUCUUGGGGGCAAAUGAGCAUUUGUUGCAUUUGUUCAAUUUGUUAUAUAUGGACACUAUUUUGAAUUUAUAGUUUUCUUGGUGUGUAAAUUAAAGACACAGUCGAUGUUCAGGCUUCACAGUUAUGUAAUGUAAGCACAACUAAAAUGAAAUAUGUUGACUGCACAAGAAAUUACAAAAAUGUUAUCUGUUAUGAAACUUGAUCUACAAUCAGUAAAGGUUUGAUAAUCAGUCUAUCCCUCCCCAUCCCCAUUGUGAUAGUUUCUUUUGUCACUAUCUAGAAUUUUGUAAUUCAUUUCAGACCACACUCAAGAGUGUUGUCUGUUUGGGGGGAACAUUUUUGGGACAUUAUUUGGAAAACUUGAUUAUAAACCUAAAUUUGGGAAGGAGCUAGUAAUUUUGGUAAGUCUACCACCACUACCCUUUCAGGAUUUCCACCCCACCCUUAAAGAAAAACAUUAGGUCAAAUAUUACAUCAAGAAUCAUAGCAGAUUUUUUUUCCUACUUAGAUCAUUCUUGGUCUUCAACUUUCGAAACCAUUGACUGCGCAUUAUUGUUUUUCCUUUGCAAUUUUAAUUUUAAAUUAUUUCAGCUCUUGGAUAGAAGUGAUGCUCCUGCAUUUGCUGUGUAUGAGUAAUCAGACAUUUAUUUGGCUUUUAUACCUCACUAUACCCCACAAUACCUAUAGGUUUCCUCGCCCACAUACCCUGGGCAGUGUCUGCUGUAGGGCUUCAAGCAUUAGGUCGGAACCGAGAGGCUGGUUUUGCUCUUCUCUUGUAGUGUAUGACUGUACACUAAAUCAACACUAUAACUUACACAGAUUGGAAAUAGGAGACCCCACAGUGCAGUUUGUCUAUGGCCUAUAUUAAAUGCACAUCCAAACUCUCUCUUGCCCACAACAAAACAGCCGUGGAUUAUUAGGUUCCCGCUAAGCUUUUGACCUUCAUAGUUCUUAUCCAUUAAGAUGUCCCAACGAGAAUAUCUGGAUGCCUUCAUUUUUAUUUUCAGUGCUCAAAAAAUAAACUUUCUCCAAUCUGGGAACCCUUUUUACAUCAUCGUAUUUGUUAUUAUUUUAGAGCAGUCCAGACGUCUGCCUUGUGUUCGCGUACUGGUACUUCAGAUUGCGGGAAUCAAUAAAAACAGCAUGGGACUGCUUCUGUGAACAAUAUCAGUGCCUUAACAACAUGUCUGUCCUUUUCUGCUGAAAAAGGAAAGACAUCUUGAUCUAGAAAUGGCAUUGCUAUUUCAUUGCUGUUGGUUUCACACUGCCUUCCACAUUGCAACAGCAAUUUGAUUUUUCUUGUGAUCCCAGAAUUUUCUAAGAGAGUGAGUUGAACCUGUAGCAGCACCAUCAGUACAGACUCGUGAUUCUCACAUUUUUAAGAUGACUCAGAACCACCUAGGAGCUUAUUAAAAUACAGAUUCCAGAUAUUCAGUAAAUCUUCCAGUGAACCAUGGUGAUCUGCAUUUUUAACAAGCAUCCAGGUGAUUCUGAUGCAGGUGAGCCUGGGGUGUGCAUGGAGGAACACUGCCCAAGACCAUCCAUUGCAUUUUUGUUCCUAAACACCUAUGGCGUUUUCUAGGGUUUUAAAUCAUGUAAAAUGUUUACUUAUUCUGAGCUUAGAGAGCAUGGGGAAGGUAUUUCAAAGUUUUGUUUCUUUAAAUUGUUCUUUGUUUCAAGAGUAUGGGUGUUAGUUUUUUACACUUAUCUUGAGUUACCUUUGAUGUUAAAUUAAGUCUAUUGCCACUUCAGUUUUAAAACCAGCCAAAAGUUUCCAGAUAAAGGUCGAGUUUGACCCUUUAGCAGUUACUGUACAUAAAGGCUUCAUCCAAAAACCAUCCAGUGUCUGUGAGCAAAUACAAAAGUGACACACAAGCACAACUCUAGAUGUGGCAAUCCUUUUUCUUUGUCAGUGUGCAAACUUUCACUGAAAGCUGCUAUUUUCAUCCUUCUUGUAAUUGCUUUUCUUGUUUUUCCUCCAUUGUACAUGUGGGUUAUAUACCAUGUGUUAAAUAUGCAAUAAAGUGUUUACUGGAUGCCCUUGUGAAGGGUAGUCCUUUGUAAAGCUGUACAGACUUUGCAGUUUAAGCACAAUGUGCACAUGUUAGUUUUAUAUACAGCAAAACUUGAUUUUUUGCAGAUGGAAAGGUAUUUUGUUUCUAUACAAAGUAAAUGGAUUGUUUGUGCUUAAUGUAAAGCUGCUUUAUAAAAUUGUAAAAUAAAGUUUUUAUCUUAAAAGGAA
Messenger RNA from Hipposideros armiger (great roundleaf bat), 4916 nucleotides. RefSeq names its product glucuronic acid epimerase (gene GLCE). The transcript is spliced from 5 exons. Gene Ontology annotation, biological process: heparan sulfate proteoglycan biosynthetic process. The record is from RefSeq and is a predicted model, not a curated record. Bases 302 to 2155 code for a protein of 617 amino acids. NCBI's taxonomy places the organism in Eukaryota, Metazoa, Chordata, Mammalia, Chiroptera, Hipposideridae. Gene Ontology annotation, molecular function: heparosan-N-sulfate-glucuronate 5-epimerase activity. Gene Ontology annotation, cellular component: Golgi apparatus.